Messenger RNA from Rhizopus microsporus ATCC 52813, 943 nucleotides. Its product is annotated as OPA3-domain-containing protein. Gene Ontology annotation, biological process: regulation of lipid metabolic process. Lineage: Eukaryota; Fungi; Mucoromycota; Mucoromycetes; Mucorales; Rhizopodaceae. The transcript is spliced from 6 exons. The coding region runs from base 251 to 811 and encodes 186 amino acids. The record is from RefSeq and is a predicted model, not a curated record. Gene Ontology annotation, cellular component: mitochondrion.
AUUCGCGUCUCUAUUUUCACUUUCAGCAAGAAAAAUUGAUCUAUGGUCUAUCAUCAUUCAUAGCUUCUCGCAUGCCUUCAAAGGGAAGCUAUUUAAAUGGUUACAUUGGAUAAAUGGCUCUAGGUGGCCUAUUCAUUUUACAAAUUUUACUUUCCAAAUGCGGAAUAUGUUGACAACGAAGCCCCGCUCAGUUUGACCCUUGAUAACAAUUGUAUUAACUUUUUCUUUUUCUUCCCUUAUUUACUGUAGUAUGAGUACAAUAAAGAUUGGAUCCUUAUUAGUAAGGACAUUGGCAAAACCAGUUGCAAACUCCAUCAAGAUGCAAGCCAAGAAUCACCCAAAAUUUAGAGAAUUUUGUAUUAAUGUUGCUCAAACUUCACAUAAAUUAGAAAUGACAUUAAAGAUGAAAUUCCUAGGAUAUAAAACUGAAAAGAUUAGACCACUAAAUGAUGCCAGAGCUAUAGAGAGUGGCGCUAAUUUUUUGAGCGAGGCCUUCAUUUUCUCCGUAGCAGCAUCUGUCAUUGUUGCGGAAAGCUGGAGGUCACAUACAACAGCAAAAAAUCGUAGAAAUCAUGUCGACGAUGCGCUCGAAAAUCUUGAAAACAAAACUCAAACACUGACAGAACUUCUAGAAGAGACGAGGCAUUUAUAUAAAGCGAAUGAGGAAAGGUUAAGGCAAAUAGAAGAAGACAACAUACAGCUAAGAAAACUUUUAGACGAGAUAUUGUCAGUUAGUAUGGGGCUUAGACGUCAUACAGAAUACCAAGAACAGCCUAAUGUUAUUACACUUCCUGGCAUUUCCAAUAACUAAUAUGGAGCAUCUAAAUGGACAGUCAAGUUAACAAACUAUAUAUAUUUCAAAACUUAUGUUGUUGCCAUAAUACACCCUAUUCAGCAUUUUUUAAUGGAAAGUAAUGGAUAACAAGAAAAAUAAACUUUAUUG